GGGGGGAGGCCCGGCUGUAGUGUACGCGAACUACUGGGGGGAAUGGGCGACGUUUGAUCCGCAAGACGGUUUAAGGAUCAAGACGCUGUUGUAAAGCUGUGUCCAACUUGUGGCCCCUUGUCCACAAUCUUCAAAAUGAAGCCGGCUGUCAACAAACUGGAGAAACAUAUCCAAGACAUGGACGAAGGCAGCAGCUACAUAGAGUUUGACGUGCCGGAGUUCAGCAACACCGUUCUGAGCCAGCUCAAUGAGUUGCGGCUGCAGGGGAAGCUGUGUGACAUCAUUGUUCACAUCCAGGGCCAGCCAUUUCGUGCUCACAAGGCUGUGCUGGCGGCCAGUUCACCCUAUUUCCGCGAUCACUCAGCCCUAAGCACCAUGAGUGGCCUCUCCAUUUCAGUUAUCAAAAGCCCUGAGGUGUUUGAGCAGCUUCUGGCCUUCUGUUAUACAGGCCACAUGUCUCUGCAGCUAAAGGAUGUCAUCAGCUUCCUCACUGCAGCCAGCUUCUUGCAGAUGCAAGCCAUCAUUGACAAGUGCACUCAAAUCCUGGAGAGCAUUCACUCAAAGAUCAGCCUCCCAAUCGGAAUUGGGAGCCCGGAGAAGGAAGGCUCCCAGGCCAGCCACAAUGGGGUCAAUGACAGCAACCUUUUUGUAAACCCUACCCAGAUCUCCCCCUCCUACUACUCCCGGCAGAGUCAGGCAGUGAACGUGGAGGCCCGUUCUGAGCUGUCAGGGAAAGGUUUGGGCAGGGCACGGCAGCAGCACGAGGAAGGCCAGUCAGACCGCGGCAGUAGUGAUAGUGUGUCAGAGCAGGAUGCCCCCAUGGAGGGUGAAAUGGAGCAAGUAGAACUGAUUGGCAAGGAUGGGCAGGUGACAGAUGUGCAUGUGAAGAUUGAGAAGAACGACAGGCCCACUUAUUCAGACAGCUCUUCCGCUGGCGAUGAUGGCUACCAUACCGAGAUGGUAGAUGGAGAACAGGUGCUGGCUGUCAGUGUGGGUUCGUACGGUACUGUCAUCCAGCCCGCAGGGUACUCUUACUCAGGGCUGUCCUCCCCUUGCUUUGUCAGCCUCAGCAGCUCCAGUCCCUCCCGCUCUAUGUUAAGUGGUAUCAGAGGAGGGCGAGCUAGAGCAAAGCGUCCCAUGGCCAUGCCAGCAGGGGUAUUGAGUCACAUUAAGCCCAGCGCUGAUGACAGUGAGCCACAGUUGGGACCCACAGGUUUGGAGAAUGAUGUGAGAGAGCGGAGUCUGCGGGGCCAGUGGUACCCAUACAAUGAGAGACUCAUUUGCAUCUACUGUGGAAAGACCUUCAAUCAGAAAGGCAGCCUGGACCGCCACAUGCGCCUGCACAUGGGAAUCACACCCUUUGUUUGCAAAUUCUGUGGCAAGAAGUACACAAGGAAGGACCAGCUGGAGUACCACAUCAGAGGCCACACGGACAACAAGCCCUUCCACUGCCAGAUCUGUGGGAAAUGCUUCCCCUUCCAGGGCACCCUCAACCAGCACCUGAGGAAGAAGCACAUGGGGGCAUCAGAGGGCAACAAUCACAUAGACUCUCCAGAGAGGACGGAGGGGAGCUCGGGUCAGAAGGACUCAGAGGAUGCUUCCGAGGGAAUGGCCUUUGAGGCACAGUAUGCAGAGGAGGCCCCAUCCAAUGACAUGGAGGAGAGUUCAAAAUGUAGCCCAGAGGAGGCUCAAGCAUCCAGAUGUGAUUUUUAAGCCGUGCUUCAGGUUAAGGAAGCUUUAUGAAACAUUUGUUUCAAUUGGAGGCUAAAGUAUGUUUCAUUUUUGAUUAUGCUCCCUCAACAUUGAACGUGAUUCUCAUCAAGGCUCUGUCAGUUUUGUGAAAGUCAAUUAUUGAAUGCAAAGAGCUAAUGGGUGCUUCUUAGGAUUUUGGUUCUUUCAAAGCAAAGGGAGUAACAACUUGUUUUUUUAAGGAGGUCCCAGUAAUCAAGGCCCCCUGUUUCUCUCUUUAAUCUUUCCAUGUUUUUAAAAACAUAUUUACAGAGUUAUAUAGGCAUGUUGCAAUAAUUGAUAAUGUGAAAGCUCUGAUAAGAUGCUUGUCAUAUCACCUUUUUACCUGACCUGUUUUUGCACAUGUGACCAUAGGAGGUCACUUACUCACAAGGAAUGAUUUCUGCCAGUGCAAAGCUUCGUGUGACAUAUCCGUUCAAUACCUCAUAAUGUAACUACAUACUCAUAACAGACAGUCUUUUAACUUUACUGAAACUCUGCCAGGUUCUACCUCAUAGCCAAGAACCUACCAGGAACAGAUGUGUUCACCAUUUAAAAAUCCGUUUGUAUGUUUUUCAUUGCCAAACCCUGGGAAGAGCAUCCUUUCUACACAAAGCCUUGAUACUUAAUUGAAAUAUUCCUUGCUGAUUGUAUGGAUUAUGGACUAAAUGUCAAAUGUUUUGUGGUCAGCCAGGUUAAAUUGUUAACGAAAGAAGGUGCUAUGUUAGGAGUACAUUAGAAUUCUUUGCUUACUUACGUGUUCGUAUUUGGCAAACGCAAAGAAUAGAGGAAGAGUGGCCCUGUAUUCAUUCAAGACGUCAUAUGCUGUCUCUUCUUAUCAAGUUCAAGUUUGUUUUGCAAUGCACCAUUUUAUCUCUUAUGAUCACUACUGGAGAUCUCAAUCUGUUGGCCUAUGUGUGCUUUCAGAUACCAUAAUCCAUGGAAUGGAUGACUUAUCCUCAUACAGUGGAAACACUUGCAAUGUUAUAUAUUCUGAUAGCAGUUUCAUACAGAACUACUUAAUUGCCACGCUUGUUUUAUUUGUCUGGAGGUAGGCUUCUAUGUUAAUACUCAGUGCAUCUAACAGAGACAGAGUUCUCUUCAUUAGUUCAGCACAGUAAGAACAGCUCUGGGUCUGUUCGCAUAAAUCAAUAUAGUAUACUAUGAAUAAUAUGCAAAUGGAAGAACAAAGGAAUCUCAGCCAUUAUGCCAUGGUAUUUCCUUUCUUGCAAGAGUCUUUCGGUCGGCUCCAUUUUUUUUUUUCUCCAGUCUUGUA
Molecule: messenger RNA, 3004 nt
Organism: Lampris incognitus (smalleye Pacific opah)
Lineage: Eukaryota; Metazoa; Chordata; Actinopteri; Lampriformes; Lampridae
Gene: zbtb34
Product: zinc finger and BTB domain containing 34
Exons: 3
Coding region: 136-1713 (525 amino acids)
Biological process (GO): regulation of transcription by RNA polymerase II
Molecular function (GO): RNA polymerase II cis-regulatory region sequence-specific DNA binding; protein binding; DNA-binding transcription factor activity, RNA polymerase II-specific
Source: RefSeq, a predicted model, not a curated record